GAACAUUGGAAGAUAUUAGACUAUUUUAUUGAGAAAAAAGAGAAAAGUUGGAUAAACAAAGCCGGCGGUGGGCGGAUUAUUCUUCGUACCGGCCGGCGGCCAUAAAAUCAACGCUGACGUUAGCGACGACGCCGAUUGCGUCAACAAGACGAAAAGAAUACUGUAAUUAAACGAAAAAGGAAGAGACGAAGAUGCCGCGAAGACGGUAGGAUCGUCGCGUGAAUACGUGAUUAUCGCGCACCGUUAUACGGAUUCGGAGUAUAUAGGUAGCCGGGGACGGCGGAGAGAUGAGCUGCCGAUUUAUUUAUUUGCCAGUCGUAAUUGCUUCGGAGUAAUUUUUUAUAACAUAAAGGAAGAAUUGAUUCGAUUCUUCGUUUUGAACGAAUCCCUUUCUUUGAAUUGAGGUUAAUUGAAUGAGCAUAGGGCUGAGGAGGUGGUCGAAAUCGGCGGUUAACAUGGCGGAAGAGAUUAAUUCAUCGUCUGCUCCUGCCGCCGCCGGAUCAGGAACAAAGAGGAGAUGGCUAUGGCCGUCCGUUCUCCGAUGGAUCCCUACUUCCACCGACCACAUCAUCUCCGCCGAGAAGCGCCUGCUUUCUCUAGUCAAGACUCCGUAUAAACAAGAGCAAGUUAAUAUAGGUUCCGGUCCGCCGGGGUCUAAGAUUAGAUGGUUUAGGUCGACAAGCAGUGAACCAAGGUUCAUAAAUACAGUUACUUUUGACAGCAAAGAGGGAUCUCCAACUCUUGUUAUGGUUCAUGGAUAUGGUGCUUCUCAAGGUUUCUUUUUUCGCAAUUUUGACUCUCUUGCGAAACACUUCAGAGUCAUUGCCAUUGAUCAGCUUGGGUGGGGUGGAUCUAGCAGGCCUGACUUCACAUGCAAAAGUACUGAAGAAACUGAAGCAUGGUUCAUUGAUUCUUUUGAGGAGUGGCGCAAAGCCAAAAACCUUUCCAAUUUUAUUUUACUUGGUCAUUCAUUUGGAGGUUAUGUUGCUGCAAAAUAUGCACUCAAGCAUCCUGAGCAUGUUCAACACUUGAUACUGGUUGGAUCUGCUGGGUUCACAUCUGAAACAGAACACAAAUCGGAGUGGCUUACGAGGUUCAGAGCAACAUGGAAAGGAGCUUUUGUGAAUCAUCUGUGGGAGUCCAAUUUUACCCCUCAGAAGAUUGUUAGAGGUUUAGGUCCAUGGGGCCCAAAUCUAGUUCGCAGAUAUACUGGUGCUAGGUUUGGUGCAUAUUCAAGUGGAGGUGGUUUAACUAAUGAGGAGUCCAAGCUACUCACAGAUUAUGUAUACCAUACUCUGGCAGCCAAAGCAAGUGGGGAGCUAUGCUUAAAAUAUAUAUUCUCAUUCGGAGCAUUCGCUCGGAGUCCUCUUUUGCAUAGGGCACCGGAGUGGAGAGUCCCCACAACGUUCAUCUAUGGCGUUGAUGACUGGAUGAAUUACCAAGGAGCAGUGGAAGCUCGCAAGAACAUGAAAGUUCCAUGUGAAAUCAUAAGGGUUCCUCAGGGUGGGCAUUUCGUGUUUAUAGAGAACGCAUCCGGGUUCCAUUCUGCUGUAUAUUAUGCUUGUCGUAGAUUUCUUUCACCAGACGGGGACAGCCAUUCACUCCCAGAAGGCCUAAUGUUUGCUUAGUUUUAAGGGAUGUAUGAUUGAUGCGUUUGUAAUUUAUGAGUAAACUAUUCUCAACUCUCAUGUAUCAGAAUGUAAGAUAUAGAUAUAGUGAGAAAUAAAAGAGGAAUUUACUUAAAUAGCACUAAAACAUAAUGACUCUUUCUAAAUAGUACCACAUAUGUUUUUCUUUCCAAUGUAGUAUUUUUAGUCAUUAUGCAUUAUUCAUUAUUUAAGCAAAUAUUUACCAUCACUGGACAUUAUGGACAUUAUUAAGUGCUAUUUAGAGAAUAAAAUAGUUUAAGUGCU
Messenger RNA from Cuscuta campestris, 1913 nucleotides. NCBI's taxonomy places the organism in Eukaryota, Viridiplantae, Streptophyta, Magnoliopsida, Solanales, Convolvulaceae. The record is from the annotation of a GenBank genome assembly.